UAUUCCUGACUGGCCUGCUGUGUAGACUUGAGGCCACUGGCAGUAGGUGACAGCCCAGCUGAGGUUAAUCGAAGUCUCAUCCAAGGGGCUCUGCUGGAAGUCUGACCUCUUAGCCUCACAUCUUUGCAGAAACCUUCCCUAUCUCAGCUUCCUCAGCUGGUCAGGGAGAUAUGAUCCAGAGCUAGAAGCCUUCAUAAUCUGAGCAGUGUUCAUGGAGGUCACCAUGUCCUGGUUCUUGGUCCUGAAGAGCCUCCUUGCCGUCUGCAUCAUCUCUCACUUAUCUGUCAGCUCUGUGGAGAGUUAUGCUUGUAUACAAGAAGAACCACCCUUUAAUAAAGAAUGCUAUCCUAAUUCAAGCACGUGUGAAUCCUCUAAAGGUUGUUUCUCCCAAUGGCUGGAAUUGGGAGUGAAGAGGCAUUUGACAUUGAGCUAUGACCAUCGCUGCUGCUACACUGAACACUGUAACAAAGAGCCCAUUAAGGUGCCUGCAUUAUCUUCAGAACCCAAUGGCGUUGAAUGUCCUGCCUGCUACAGUGAAUGUGGCACAUGUAGACCUGUUUUACUAAAGUGCACGGGGGAGGAGACGAUGUGCGUUAAGGCUACUAGCAGAGGAACGGAAGAGAACCAAGACAUCAUUAAGAUAAAGUCAUGGGCUGUGCGACCAAGACUGCCUGCAACCUGAAGAACUUGACCAUCACAGAUAAUCUUAAAUUUGAUACCUCCUGUGUCAAUGGGAGCCCUCUGCUCAGGCCUAUCCUAUCUGUUUUGACGAGUCUUUUUCUAAUGAAAGCCUUGCUUUGAUCCUUUGGGGACUGCCACUCCCAUGAUCUUUCACAUUUAAACACACCCACAACCUUUGGUGACUCCUUUACCCAACAGAGGAUAUAUAAAAACCAGUGGUUGAUUGAGACUCCUUCUUUUUUCUUUCUGGACACAGAACAUUUCAUGAGACUGAUCUCUUUCUUGUCCCUAUUCACACCCUCAGCCACACACCCCAGGGAACAGCCUUUUACAGUAUUAACAAUUUACACUCUUAAUUUGCAACUGUCCAUUGCUAAUGAAAAGAUUUAUUUUUAUUUUUUUAUCUUUUUUUGAAAGGCUCUCACUAUGUACCUCUGGCUAGCUGUAGUUCCCUGUGUGGAUAAAGCUGGCCUGGAACUGAGAGUUCGACCUAUCUUGAGGCAGCUGGUUAUGUCACACCUACAGUCAGGAAGCAGAGGCAGGAGAGCAUGGAUGCUCAGCUUGAUCUCUCCCCUUUGUUCACUCCCAGACCCCAGCUCAUGAACUGCUGCCACUCGUGUCCAUAGUCCCAACUCAAAGACCCAACAUAGAAACUUUCACAGAUAAGCUCGGAGAUUUGUCUUCAGGGUGAUUUAAGUUGACAAUCACUAUAAACCAUCAUGGCAGGAAACAGACCAGGGGAUAAAACAGUCCCAUUUCCUAUAGUAGGGAAGAUCCCAGAAUUCCAGACAGGCCACCAGAAUGGUCAAGUUAAAAGGUUACUUUGCAUUUUACUUGUCACUUUGCCUUCUGUGGAAUUUAAAUAAGAAUAGCUCUCAUAGGCUCACAUGUUUGAAUACCUGGAUCCCAGUUGGAGGGACUAUUUGGGAGGGAUUAGGAGGUGUAGUGGUGGGGUUUGAGAGACAUUCAUUAUUAGCUCUCUGCUUCAUGGUUGUUGUUUCAAGAUA
Molecule: messenger RNA, 1688 nt
Organism: Mus caroli (Ryukyu mouse)
Lineage: Eukaryota; Metazoa; Chordata; Mammalia; Rodentia; Muridae
Source: RefSeq, a predicted model, not a curated record